AUGUCCAUGAGGAGCCCUAUCUCUGCCAAGCUGGCCCUGGAUGGAGUUGGCACCAUGGUGAACUGCAGCAUCAAAUCAGAAGAGAAGAAGGAGACUUGCCAUGAGUCCCCUCAGGGCUCGGCCGCUGCAGCUGAACCCCAGCCUGGAGACCCGGCCCAGGCCCCCCAGGAAGGCACUGACCCCCAAGCUCCAGCCCAGGACUGUAGCUCUCCUGAGAGCAAUGGGUCCCCAGAACCCAAGAGACCAGGAGCUGCAGAGGCUGCUUCUGGAAGCCAGGAGAAGCUGGACUUCAACCGAAACUUAAAAGAAGUUGUGCCGGCCAUCGAGAAACUGCUAUCCAGUGACUGGAAGGAGAGGUUUCUGGGAAGAAGUUCUGUGGAGACCAAAGAUGUCAAAGGGACCCAGGAGAGCCUGGCGGAGAAGGAGCUGCAGCUCCUGGUCAUGAUCCACCAGCUGUCCACCCUGCGGGACCAGCUCCUCACGGCCCACUCUGAGCAGAAGAACAUGGCGGCCAUGCUCUUCGAGAAGCAGCAGCAGCAGAUGGAGCUGGCCCGGCAGCAGCAGGAGCAGAUUGCAAAACAGCAGCAACAGCUCAUCCAGCAGCAGCAUAAGAUCAACCUCCUUCAACAGCAGAUACAGCAGGUCAACAUGCCUUAUGUCAUGAUCCCAGCCUUCCCUCCAAGCCACCAGCCUCUGCCUGUCACCCCUGAAUCCCAGCUGGCGUUGCCUAUCCAGCCCAUCCCCUGCAAACCAGUGGAGUAUCCGCUGCAGCUGCUGCACAGCCCUCCUGCCCCGGUGGUGAAGAGGACAACGGCCAUGGCCACCCACCACCCCCUGCAGGAGCCCUCCCAGCCCCUCAACCUCACUGCCAAGCCCAAGGCCCCCGAGCUGCCCAACACCUCCAGCUCCCCUAGCUUGAAAAUGAGCAACUGUGGACCCCGCCCCCCAAGUCAUGGGGCCCCCACUCGGGACCUGCAGGCAAGCCCACCCAACUUGCCCCUGGGCUUCCUUGGUGAAGGGGACGCUGUCACCAAAGCCAUCCAGGAUGCUCGGCAGCUGCUACACAGCCACAGCGGGGCGCUGGAAGGCUCCCCCAGCACUCCCUUCCAUAAGGAACUCAUCAGCCUGGACUCGUCUCCAGCCAAGGAGCGGCUGGAGGAGACCUGUGUGCACCCACUGGAAGAAGCCAUGCUGAGCUGCGACAUGGAUGGCUCUCGCCACUUCCCAGAGUCUCGGAACAGCAGCCACAUCAAGAGGCCCAUGAAUGCCUUUAUGGUGUGGGCCAAGGACGAGCGGCGGAAGAUCCUCCAGACCUUCCCAGACAUGCAUAACUCCAGCAUCAGCAAGAUCCUGGGCUCCCGCUGGAAGGCCAUGAGCAACCAGGAGAAGCAGCCCUACUAUGAGGAGCAGGCGCGGCUGAGCCGGCAGCACCUGGAGAAGUACCCCGACUACAAGUACAAGCCGCGGCCCAAGCGCACCUGCAUCGUGGAGGGCAAGAGGCUGCGGGUGGGCGAGUACAAGGCCCUCAUGAGGACCCGGCGCCAGGAUGCCCGCCAGAGCUACGUGAUCCCCCCGCAGGCUGGCCAGGUGCAGCUGAGCUCCACAGAUGUCCUGUACCCUCGGGCGGCAGGUGUGCCCCUGGCACAACCACUGGUGGAGCACUACGUGCCCCGGGGGGGCCUGGACCCCAACAUGCCUGUCAUCGUCAACACCUGCAGCCUCAGAGAGGAGAGCGAGGGCGCGGAGGACAGGCACUCAGUGGCCGAUGGCGAGAUGUACCGGUACAGCGAGGAGGAAGACUCCGAGGGCGAGGAGAAGAGUGACGGGGAGCUGGUGGUGCUCACGGACUAAACCUGG
Messenger RNA from Elephantulus edwardii (Cape elephant shrew), 1857 nucleotides. RefSeq names its product SRY (sex determining region Y)-box 13 (gene SOX13). Gene Ontology annotation, cellular component: nucleus. The transcript has 13 exons. Lineage: Eukaryota; Metazoa; Chordata; Mammalia; Macroscelidea; Macroscelididae. Gene Ontology annotation, biological process: regulation of transcription by RNA polymerase II; cell fate commitment. The coding region runs from base 1 to 1851 and encodes 616 amino acids. The record is from RefSeq and is a predicted model, not a curated record. Gene Ontology annotation, molecular function: DNA-binding transcription factor activity, RNA polymerase II-specific; RNA polymerase II cis-regulatory region sequence-specific DNA binding.